UUUGGUGAACCAUGGUUGCAACUUGGGAGGAGAGCAGUCGCCGGCGCCCCCCGUCCCGAUCCCAGCCUCGCACCAACGCCGAAACCGAAGCCCGCAGCGGCGGGCCGGCGGCAGGGCAGGUCGUUGAUCCCCGAGCAGCGGCGAUGGAGAAGGGCAAGGGCCUCGCCCGCCGCUGGGCGGUGGAGCUCCACGACGCCUCCUCCUCCGCCUCCCCCGCCGUCCCGGACCCCCCCGGCUUCACCAGAUCCGCGCCCGACGCCGACGACGCCGCCGGCGCGCGCCAGCGGAAGGACUCCGAGACCGCAUGGAAGGCGCAGAAAGCGUGGGAGGUCGCGCAGGCGCCGUUCAAGAACCUCAUGAUGAUGGGCUUCAUGAUGUGGAUGGCCGGGAGCACCGUCCACCUCUUCAGCAUCGGCAUCACCUUCUCCGCUCUGUGGCAGCCCAUCAGCGCCCUCCGAUCCGUCGGAAAAGUUUUUGAACCAUUUAAGGACCCUAGGGUGGACACUAUUGCUCCUAAGUUGCUCUUCAUUGCUCUUAAUUUGGCUGCGAUGGGUUUGGGUGUAUGGAAGCUUAAUACGUUGGGACUUCUUCCAACAAAUCCAUCAGAUUGGGUAUCUUCACUGGCACCUGCUCGGGAGGUUGAAUAUGCCGGUGGGGGCAUCCCCUUGAUCUGAGGUCGUUUCCUGCCUUUCAACUAUCACUAUUCGGAAGAUGAUCUGUACUAAGUGAAAUGUUAUCCUGUACACGGGAGAAGUGUAGUUCUCAUGUGGACAAUUUGUGUUACCUUUCGCUUGAGCUGUACCAAUUUUGUGACUGCGUGCCAGUGCCCCGUGGUAUCAACUGGACAGUAACAGACUUAGAUAAACAUAGUUUACUCGUUUCGCUUGGUUCCUUGUUUCCCUUUGUUUCAGAACGGUCUGUUGCUACUUGCUAAUUUUAUCAUUAGCUAUGAGAGACAAGAAGGGACAGUGGUUAGUGAGCACCUGUUUGUAAAUGCAUCUGGGAGAGCCUUGAUUCUUU
Panicum virgatum (switchgrass) is the source of this 1020-nucleotide messenger RNA. Its product is annotated as ER membrane protein complex subunit 4-like. The transcript is spliced from 6 exons. Gene Ontology annotation, biological process: protein folding in endoplasmic reticulum. Gene Ontology annotation, cellular component: EMC complex. The coding region runs from base 12 to 674 and encodes 220 amino acids. Lineage: Eukaryota; Viridiplantae; Streptophyta; Magnoliopsida; Poales; Poaceae. The record is from RefSeq and is a predicted model, not a curated record.